GGACCAUCGUUGGAAAACUUCGAACCUGGGUACAAGCUGGUGAAAUGGGCUUUCAUAAACGAUUCGUUGGCCUUACGCGUCUCGAAAUGGUCCGGAAUAGUGACAUCCGGAAGAGCCUUGGAAUACAGCCUUUGCAUCUCCAGAUUGAGAAGUCACAGCUGCAAUGGCUUGGGCAUGUGUUGCGAAUGCCUGCAGAAAGGAAGGAUAAGCAACUGUUUCUUGCAAAUCCGACCGGCAGAAGGCCCAGGGGACGGCGAAGAUUAAGCUGGUGCAAACACGUGGUAGGAGUCUGUUCCAGACUGGAUUUGUCUUUUGCCGAAGCUCACACUCUGGCACAGGAUCGGGAACGUUGGAAGUACUGUCUGACGCGUCUGCCUCCACGACCCGAAAGGAGAAGCGGCGAUGGAAGAUGAAG
This is a messenger RNA of Soboliphyme baturini, 415 nucleotides long. NCBI's taxonomy places the organism in Eukaryota, Metazoa, Nematoda, Enoplea, Dioctophymatida, Soboliphymatidae. The record is from the annotation of a GenBank genome assembly.